ACAUCCGAUAGCCAACUGCCGUUCUUCAGUCGAAUGUUUCUGCUCAUCGUCAUCACUGCAUCGAUUGGCAGCGUCCUAUUAUACAUUGUAGUAUACGCUAUGACUCGAAAAAGUAUCCGCCGUGCUCGAAAAACUCAAAUGGGAUCGAAAGCUGCUGACGCAUUCGAGCGUCGUCAGCGUAAGCUUACCAGAACAAUGAAUAUUUCAUGUGUGAUAACACUAAUCUUCUACGUAACACCAAUGUGUGCACGCUUUUUUGCCGGUGGCACAAUUGAUACGACAACGAACGACUUCGUGACAUUGUUUUCGGGAAUAAGCUGCAAUUUUAAUCCACUAGCAAUCCUUGCAGCUCUGUUCGUUAUGCAGGAAGAUGUGAAAAGAGCUGUUCUGAGCAGUUUACCGCACUGCUUGCGUCGGCUUAUCCCAAGUGCCGCACCGGACAAAACGUUUGGUGGCAAUCUCUCGAUAACAGUUAAUCCCACAGCUCAACAAGAAAACACCACGACCGCAGUUUUUUGGCGUAGGCUGCAGUGGAGUGCUAAAACCAUAUCGGCCCGACAGCCUGACACCGCAGCGAAUGUGUCUCCGCGAAAGCGCCGAUCAUUUCCAUCGAUUUGGCAGCACCGAGCUGCGAAAUGA
Gongylonema pulchrum is the source of this 639-nucleotide messenger RNA. The record is from the annotation of a GenBank genome assembly. Lineage: Eukaryota; Metazoa; Nematoda; Chromadorea; Rhabditida; Gongylonematidae.